Ustilaginoidea virens is the source of this 1611-nucleotide messenger RNA. RefSeq lists its product as uncharacterized. The record is from RefSeq and is a predicted model, not a curated record. The transcript has 4 exons. Gene Ontology annotation, molecular function: pyridoxal phosphate binding; threonine synthase activity. NCBI's taxonomy places the organism in Eukaryota, Fungi, Ascomycota, Sordariomycetes, Hypocreales, Clavicipitaceae. Bases 1 to 1611 code for a protein of 536 amino acids. Gene Ontology annotation, biological process: L-threonine biosynthetic process.
AUGGCGCAAAACUGUGUCCCUGAUGCCUCUGGUGCCACGCACAGCCCGUCUCAGCGCUACUUGAGCACCCGUGGUGAAGACAGCAAUUGCUCCUUUGAACAAGUUGUCCUGCGGGGGUUGGCCCCCGACGGCGGCUUGUACAUUCCCGAACAGAUUCCUCAAGCGACGUCCUGGGAAACUUGGAAGGACUUGAGCUUCGCCGACCUGGCCUACGAGAUUCUCUCGCUGUACAUUUCACCGUCCGAGAUCCCUUCGGCCCACCUCAAGGACCUUGUUGGUCGAAGCUACUCGACCUUCCGUAGCAACCAUGUAACGCCGCUUGUUCAUCUCGAUGGUAACCACUACCUGCUGGAACUAUUCCACGGUCCCACCUUUGCAUUCAAAGAUGUUGCCCUUCAAUUCGUGGGCAACCUGUUUGAAUAUUUCCUGGUCAGGAAAAACGAGGGAAAGACUGGACGUGAACGCCAUCACCUCACCGUCGUAGGUGCUACCAGCGGUGACACUGGAUCGGCGGCCAUUUACGGCUUGCGGGGCAAGAAGGAUGUGUCCGUCUUCAUCAUGUUCCCAAAGGGGCGCGUAAGCCCCAUUCAAGAACUGCAGAUGACCACUGUUCUCGACAAGAACGUCCACAACCUUUCAAUUGAUGGAACUUUUGAUGAUUGCCAAGAUAUUCUCAAGUCAAUACUCGCUGAUCCCGAAGCGAAUAAACCCAUCAACGUCGGCGCCGUCAAUUCCAUCAACUGGGCCCGUAUCCUGGCUCAGAUCACCUACUACUUCCACUCAUACUAUUCUUUGGCCAAGCAGUCUCCCAACUUUCAAGUUGGCGACAAGGUCCGGUUCGUUGUGCCAACAGGCAACUUUGGGGACAUCCUUGCCGGAUACUUUGCCAAGCGCAUGGGACUGCCCGUGGACAAGCUGGUCAUUGCCACCAACGAAAACGACAUUCUGGACAGGUUCUGGAAGACGGGCAAGUACGAGAAGCGGCCCGUGUCCGAGGAGGGCCAGCCUGUGGCUCCCGAGGGCGUCAAGGAAACGCUCAGCCCUGCCAUGGACAUCCUCGUGUCGAGCAACUUUGAGCGUCUCCUCUGGUUCCUGGCUUACGAGUUUGCCGAGAGUGCCGGCAUGGACGACCAGUGGAACAAGAAGCAGGCAGGUCAGGAGGUUUCCAAGUGGCUCACGGAGCUCAGGACAACCGGCGCGUUCGGGCCCGUCUACCAAGACGUGCUCAAGAGCGCCAAGCGCGAUUUUGACAGCGAGCGCGUGGAUGACAACCAAACGCUGGAAAUCAUCAGAGCCACGUAUACCAAGCUGGGCUACAUCCUGGAUCCCCACACCGCCGUUGGCGUCGCCGCCACGUCGAGGUCUGUCGCGGACGCCAGCCCGCACGCGCACCACAUCUCGCUGUCCACCGCCCACCCGGCCAAGUUCUCUAGCGCCGUGGAGAAGGCGCUGAGCGGCGAACCAGGUUUCGACUUUGAGAACAAGGUUCUUCCCGAGGAGUUUGUCGGACUAGAUAAGAUGGAGAGGCGCGUCACCGAGGUGGAAAACAACGUUGACAAGGUCCGUGAGCUUGUCAAGGCCCAAGUAGAGCAGGAACUCUCGCAAGACUAG